Molecule: messenger RNA, 4313 nt
Organism: Orbicella faveolata
Lineage: Eukaryota; Metazoa; Cnidaria; Anthozoa; Scleractinia; Merulinidae
Biological process (GO): protein ubiquitination; cell cycle
Molecular function (GO): ubiquitin protein ligase activity; metal ion binding
Source: RefSeq, a predicted model, not a curated record
GAUGAUCUGAUUACCGGUAUAAUUUAUGAAUAUGUGGCCGAGCUACAGGUUGUCUAGGCUACGUAUUUCCGGUUAUUUUCGGCGGAGACAAGCGACAGCCGGAAAUACGUCUGCGUUCGUAGGCUACAGGUUGCCUCGCAAACAGCAGUUGCAACUUGGUAAUUAAUUUGCCUUUCAGACCACACGUCUACACUUUAUGUACAGAAAUAGCUUUUAUCAUUGCCCCGCGGAUGCCAUUCAUGAAUGAACCGUUUGUUUCUCCAUCUGCAAUUUGCGAAAACCAGGUAAAAUAACCAUGGGGAGUAUUUGACCGUAAGGCACUGGAGUGCGUGACACGUGUUAUGUGUGAAAUUGACUUGAUUAAUUAUUGUGCGAAUGGUUGAGCGCAACCUAUUUUAGUAUCAAAGUCCUUUUUAGCUUUAUUUACAUACGUUCCUUUUUCAGUUAGCCAAACUAACUGAAAACGAUGGCGUCCUCGCUGAUUGGAGCUUCCAAAAGUGGCAUUGAUGUGCUAGGUCUUCAAAGUUUUGAGUUUGUAGAAGCAUCCUCUGUUUUGAAGGUAGUCUUGAUCCUGUUUGUUAUACCCUUACUGAUGUACACUUGUCGACAGAAAUUCACCAAGCAUUGCUACGGGAUAAAAAGUUCACCCAACUCCAGGACUGAAGAACAUGAAGAUUCAAGAACGAAAGACGAUAGCAUCCCGGAGAAGUCAAGUGACAGUUUAAGCGAAAAUAAGGUCAAAAAACGACGAGUACGGAAAAAGAAGCCUCGCAAACAAGAUUCAGAUUAUGGUGAAGAAUCAAAAGACGCGAGUGAAGCGAGAGAAAACACUGAUACGAAAGGUGUCAGUGAAGAAGUUAAGGUAACCAAGAGACGCAACAAAAGUGCCGGUAGUAGAGGUCAUGGUUUAGAUAACGGCUCUUCUGGACAUGCCAGUGACAGUGAAAAUCCAGAGAUACCUGGCCAAUUUGAGCAGAAAAAGUACGGUAACAGACGCAACAAAGGUCUUCGAAGCAGUUGUCCUGAUAAAGGAAGCGCUCCUUCGCGACGCGUUAACGACGUUGAAGUUCCUGCCGCGGCUGACUCUGUUGAGAAUGUUAAGUACUAUGCUAAGAGACGUAACAAUGUCGUCCGGAAUUUUGCUCGUGUAGACUCGGAAAACAACCAUUCAAGACGGAUUCUUAAUAGCAUUGACACUCCCGAACUGCACAGUACAGCUGGACAAGUUAAAAAUGCUAAGACACAUGAAGAGGUUGUUCCUUCAAUGGGUGGCAAUGUCAGGGUUGAACAUCCCGAAUCUUCCAGUACAGUUAAGGAAGUCAUGUCAUGUCAUCUCGGUAACAAUUCCCACCCCAGUGAGGGAGUUAGAAUACUAAAGAGGCCCAACAAAAUUGUUUCUUCAAGCUGCGCGAACGAAGUUGGUGAGAAUCCUGAUUCAUCUUCAUGUAGUCUAAGAGAAGGACUUAAAGAUCGAAAGAGACUUGAAAAAGUUGUUGAUUCAAGGAACGUUAAUGACAUUGGUGAAGAUUCCGGCAAAAUCAAAGAAGUCAAACAUGUUAAGAUUUUGAAACGUGGUCCGUGUUCAAGCCCUGUGCACUGGGAUGACGUAACACCGUGCUAUCGAAACAGACCGAGUCAUGCUCAUAACCGGGAUGAUAACUGUCCUAGUGAUGUAACGCAGGCUGGUGUAACGCAAGGGUGUAACCCAGCGGUAAGUGUAAUGCAGAGGCGUAGAUCUUUCUCCAACGAGGUAACGAAGGAUGCUACUGGAAUAGAAUGUAAGGGGAAUGCCAGCCGAGUUGAAGCAACCGAAGAAUAUGUAAAGAACAGAAGUCCUAGUAAUUUUCCCGAGGAUGUCUCCGUGAGAGGAUGGGAGAAAUUAACCCGCAGGUCAGGUGCAAUCGGGAACAAACCGAUGAAGGAUAAUCAUAGGCGUAGUUACACUACUCCCAGACGAAGAUAUUUCAACCACAUAUUUAAAAAGGAUCUCGAAGGGAGAGACCUUCUGGAAAACCAGCGACCUUGCCCGACUGAUAACCGAACCAAAUCCGAUGAGCCGGAAAAUCCCGAACGUGAACCCGAAGAGGAGGAAGCAGCCACGAAUUCAGCAGAACUGCCCUCCUCAGUAGAUCGCAUAAGAACGAUGGAUGACGGGAAUACCAAUGUACCUUGUGAGCGGGUCCCCGACACUGGAAUGCUGAAAACGCAGGAAAACAUUUCCGCGGAAACUGCUAAAGACGUGGAGUCACGUAGACAAACUGUCGAGUUUAGUCCCGCGCCAGUUCAAGAAAUACAGACUACUUCAGACGGUCACGUUGUGAUAGACCCGGCGGUACGCGAGAGAAUCGCCAAUCCCAAGUGCCCCGUUAGAAUGCCGGAGAGACCGUUCGAAAGCUUACGUUUCCACGAUUUCACCAGGCGAGAGAACUGCGGCAAACGUAGGAACAAAUCUCGUGUGAACGGUCUCUUCGGCCGUGAAUGGAGAGAAAAGAUUGAGAAGGAACAGCAGCGGGAAUUCGCCGAGGAAGACAAAGAAAGCGAGGAGAGUUUUUUGGAUAUACGGGACAACAUCUGCCCUACCUUUAUGAUCUGGGGUGUCUGCCACCGCGGGGAUCGUUGCCAGCUUCGGCACCCGUCGUAUAGGUAUCUCGAGCGUCCGAAGAAGGCAUCAUCCAGUCCCCAACCUGUGGACGAAGAACCGAAACCGCGGAAUCCAAAUUCUUACGCGGCCAUCCUAGAGAAAACCAAAUUUCCAGAAACCGAGGAAUUUGUCAACGACUGUUUACGUAAGAACUGUUUGACUGAGGAGACUUUGGAGGAAGCUUGGCCGGCUCUUGGGUGCCCUGAGCAAGGGCGGAUCACUAAGGCGCCAAAAGCAGGGGGACCAAAGCGCGAUACUCCAAACGCACCUCAGGUCUGGACGACCAAGAGCACCACACAGAAAGGACCCUGGAUCUUGGAGGAGAAACCCAAAGCUACCGUGGAGCAACUGCAGAUCGCGAGUGAUAAACUGAUCGCUGACAGCUUACAAGCCGACGAAUACGCAACGCUGGAGAUGUAUGAUGAGACUAACGACGACUAUUAUAGUCACCACAGUCCAGAACAGGAAGUGAACGAGGACGAAUUCCUUGAAAACGUUGAACAAACCAACGACGGUUCGUUCGACGCGCAACAUGAAGGCAAGGUUGUCAAUGAGGAACAGUUCAAUUAUUCCAGUUCCAGCCCUGUUAUCCUGGAGAAGAAUUCAGGGAGCAUGGACGACCCCGACCCACCCAAACUUUCCAACAAGUGUGAUAUCUGUAUGGAUCGUCCAAAGGACGCCACCCUUGUGUGCGGUCACAGAUACUGUUACCAGUGCGCCCUUCAGAUGAGGCUUGAUGAACGCGUUUGCGCCAUUUGCAGAAGAUGUAUCGUCUCUGUUAUCAAGACGUACAACUGAACGCGUUCAUGAGCGUGUUAAAGGACUGAGCAGACACUCAUACUUGUCACAUGUACGAGGAACUUCACCAGAGACUUGUUAAACACCAAAAACGCUUAUCUUUUGAGUUGAGAAUGACAUCUGAAAUUGUCCUCAGCAAGAGCUUCCUAACUUGUGUUUUGAGUUUAUAUGCAAAGUGCCAUAAACUGCGCACGACGACCAUCUUUUUGUUAGUGGAAGCAUUUUAGAUAUUUCCCGCCAUUUUGGAUUCCCGUCAUUUUAGAUGGCGCCGUGAAAGUUUAGCGCCAGUUAAGAUUUCGCGUUAUAGUCCGCGCAUGCGUGUCACUUUACACUUCUUUACACGGGUUGUUCAUUAAGGGUCAUAAUUUGUUUUGUACUCAAUGGUUGUCACACAUUUACCAAGUUUGUCUGUAGAGAGAAAAUUGAAAGUGACUUGCAAGUAAUGCUCUAUAACUAAGGUUCAGUUUUUGUAUACAUGUAAAACAUAGUAACUACUCGCAUUUUAUUCGAGAGGAAAGCUCUUUGAAUAUAUUUUUGAAGACUAACAAGUUCCAGAUAUAGAGCAGAGCUAUUUGAAUUUAUUUUUUAAUACCGAUACAACCUUCAAAUUGGUCACUUUUCACAUUCCCGGAAGAAAAUAUUCUUAACAGAAACGACAUUUUAACCAGAUGUAAUUCAUGACAAUUUUGUACUUUAAAAGAACAAAAAAAUGUUUUUGUAUGUAUUGGAGGAUUGCAAGGUUAAAAUUUAUACUGUAAGUGAAUAACUUUUUACCAGAAUUAAUUUCUGCCAAUAUUGUACCUUAAAGGAUACAAAUUUGUUUUUGUCUAUUGGAGGAUUGCAAGGUGAAAAUUUUAUGUUACAAGUGUNCCAU